AUGGAUCCUGGCGACAGUCGUGCAAUUCACCCUGAUGAGGAGUUGUUCUUAAACAACUCCUCCAGGAAGACAAGUAACGCAUCUAGGGUUGAACCUCUCAGAAUUAAUAAAAGAGACUCAACCAUGUCAGUUGCGCCCGUUGCAAGCCCACCACCAACUGCGCCGCUGCCAUACCCCGAUGACAGACCUCGUCUUCAAAUGCGUACCUCAUCUUCUAGCGAUGGGCGUCCCGCCGACCCAGCCCCAGCUAGAUAUGGGUCUCCGCCCGUAAGCUCCGGGUCUGUGAGCCCCGCCGAUUAUCCCCCGGCUUUGCGGCCGCGGGAUGGUCGCGAGCCAAGAGUCGCGACACUAGCUGAAAGACGAGGAAACGCACCGAAACCAUUACCUGAAUCUCCGGUGACCGAUCCAGGCCGAGAAGCUCUUGCAGCCAGACCAUACCCUCGUCCGCCAGCGGUUGCGUCGGCUUCAUCAGGGAGCGUACCAACGGAGAGGCAGUAUGAUUAUCGCCAACAAUACUUCCCGCCUCCUCAGCGCACAAACUCACGACCAUCUUCCGCCCGACCUCCCUCUACAUCACAUGCGCCUCAACCAGGUGGGAUCAAUCGAAUCAGCUCAACUUCCACUACUCGCGCCCAACGUGGUUCCCCGCCACCUCCAGAGACACCGAUAGUAGGACCAGGGCAGCAGGCUACUUCGGACAUCGAAGCGCGAUAUGCAGCAUCUGGAAUCGCUGGAACGGGCACACUCAUCGGCCUUCGAUCACAGAGUUCCGCAGCGCAAUCACGCGCAGCUCAAUAUGCGGGGCAAGAGCCGCCUCAGCAACACCAGCCGGCGCCACCAAGACCGUGGACGCCCACCGAGCAGCCGGGUAGCCAGCCUCAUGGACCGCCCACUGUUUACCAAGGCGACGAGGUAGUCAGCGAUAGCCCGGACCUUCCUGUCCACCCGGCGUUUGCCAACAGCCCGCCGCUACAGCCUCAGCCGAUAGCCACACCGACGCCUUCCAGGCCGCAACAACAACAAUCACCACCGACCCCGCAAAGCCAACGACAGUCACAGCAGCUUCAACAGUCCCCGAUUCCCGGUAAUGCACUGGAACAAGAUAUGGACCGAAUGAACCUUAGUUCCUCGCCUCCCCCCGCAUACUCGACUGUUCCCCCAAACUCAUCUGCAAACAACUAUCCACCCGAGAAACAGAAUGGUACACCCGGAGGCGAUGCCGGACCGGCUAUCGCAGGGCACCCAGCAUUGCUCAAUCAGUCACAUGCUGCCAGUGCUGUAUCCGCCUCUCCAGCACCAGCUGUCUCUCCCCAGGAUCAUCCUGCAUUUGCCAAUGAUCCCCGACAACAACCUCAGGCAGGCCCAUCUACACAGAAUGCUGUGCCUAACGGACUACCAGCUUUUCAACCACAAGUAAUCCAGCACGUUAUGUCUCCUGGACCAGCUGCUGGUCUACCGCCGGCAUCUCCACCACCCCUUCCAGAAGGGUGGAUCGCUCAUAUGGACCCCAGUUCUGGCCAGUACUACUACAUUCAUCUACCCUCGCAAUCUACUCAAUGGGAGUUUCCAAAGGGACCGACCCCAUUGAACCUCAAUGAUACGCCGUUGUCGCCCGUAGGAAGUGUUUACACGAACCACCCAUUGGCCUCGCCAGGCCUGUCAGCUUUUGGAAAGCCCAUGGCUUCCCCGGGACUGUCGGCAUUUGGAAAACCAAUGGCAUCUCCAGGAAUACCUAUGACUCCAGGCUUUGAGAGUAUCCAGUCUCCUCUUGCAGGAUUUUCCGGUCCCCCGCCGAGCAGCGGAAUGGAUUUGUACAAAACCGCGCCGACGAAUGGCGUUUACUUUGGACCUUACCUACGCUACACAAACAUGGAUAUCGAGCGGGGGAUUUGGAUGGGCUCUAUCCUUAUUGUAACUGAUGCUGCACAGCCACCAACAAUCCACCUUCACCAAAGUGCUGAUCUCUCUCCAAACCCGCGACAAUUGAAAGCUGUCAAUAUUGCCGCUCACCAGCGGUGGACGUUCUACAAGUAUGAGGUUGACAUUCAAAUGGAUGAUAUGACCCCAGCUAAAUGGACAUAUGCGAUCACAUCUCACCUCGGUUGUACUCGCUACGAGUUCCUUGUCGCAGGUCGACAUGAGACCAACUGGCGUUUCAUUGCAACAUCUGGGAACGAUUUCUCAGUAAAUGUGAACGCCAAUGAGCGAGCUCGCUUAGGUGGGGUUGGAUUUAUAUGGAAAGACAUCAUGCAGAAGCAUAACGAGAUUGGUGGGUUCCAUGCACAGCUGUGCCUUGGAGGACAGAUCUACGCAGAUCGUAUGUGGAAGGAGAUCCCUUGUCUCAAACAGUGGCUGGCCAUUAGUGGGAAAGAGGCAAGAAAGAAUGCACCUUGGACAGCGGCAAACCAGCAGGAUGUUUCCCAUGCGUACUUCCAUUACUACACCAGUCAUUUUGAUCAGCCAUACCUUCGAGAGUCAUUUGCACAGAUUCCUUACAUCUGCCAGAUUGAUGACCAUGACAUCUUCGAUGGGUUCGGUUCUUAUCCGGAUCAUAUGCAAUUUUCAAACAUGUUUAAAAAUAUCGGUCGCAUCGGCAUUGAGAUGUACCUACUUUUCCAGCACCAUACAACUUUGGACAUCCUUCGGAAUGUUAGCAGUGACGUUGAUCUUUUCACUAUCACUGGGACCGGCUGGCACUUUGUUAAAUAUCUUGGUCCUGGUGUUGUGGUUGUUGGCCCAGAUUGUCGCUCUGAGCGUAACCCCCACCAGGUGAUGGCUGGUCCAACAUACCAAGGCCUAUUUCCCAAAGUUGCAAUGCUCCCACCGAGCGUUCAGCAUUGUCUUUGGAUGAUAGCAGUCCCUCUCAUCUACCCUCGAUUAGAGACUGCUGAGCAUAUCGCCCAUACUGUGACUACAGGAAAGCGUGCUGUAACUGGCACCUAUAACCUGUUAGGCAAAGUUACUAGCUCAGUGGCGGGAGUAGUAGGCGCCAAAGAAUUCGUGGGCUCCGGGUUUGAUUCUGUGAAGCGUGCAGUUGGCAAGUCUGGCCUUAUGGGCAGCAUUUUGAGUCCUUUUGGCGAAUUUGAUUUGAUGGAUGAACUGCGCGACCAAUGGACUCACGAGUCAAAGGACCUUGAACGGACUUACUUGAUUCGUACCCUCCAGGGUAUCGCCCAUCAGAAAUCACUUCGCAUGACCUUCCUCUCCGGCUCGGUCAAUGUCUGUGGUGCCGGUCUUGUCCACGAUCCCAGCCAGCCAUCUGAUCACAAGACCAUGUACCAGCUUAUUUCAUCGCCAUCCGUGAAUACUCCGCCCCCUUCAUAUGUCGUGAAAAUGCUCCAUAGCAGCAGCAAGCCAUUAUACAUCCCUUCCAAUGGCCACAGAUCCUCAUCCCAGCCUACUGAUACCAAAGAGGACAUGAUGGAAAUAUUCCAGAAUGACAUCAAUGGACAGGCCCGCGAGCAUCGCAAGCUCAUGGCGCGUAGAAACUACGUUGCCAUUGUGGCUUACGAUCCCGAGGUUGUUGCCGCAACCCCUUUCAGUCCUGUUGGCCCAGUUGCUGGAACCAAAAAGCUCAGCUUAGCCGCAGACUUCAUCGUUCAGGGUGAAGGAGCUUAUGCUAGUGUGGUUAAGUAUGGGCCUGUCAUCGUACCUAGUCUGGAACAAGGGCGAUGA
This is a messenger RNA of Penicillium malachiteum, 3675 nucleotides long. RefSeq names its product WW domain protein. The record is from RefSeq and is a predicted model, not a curated record. The coding region runs from base 1 to 3675 and encodes 1224 amino acids. The transcript has 3 exons. Gene Ontology annotation, cellular component: membrane. Gene Ontology annotation, molecular function: protein binding. Lineage: Eukaryota; Fungi; Ascomycota; Eurotiomycetes; Eurotiales; Aspergillaceae.